Messenger RNA from Electrophorus electricus (electric eel), 1724 nucleotides. The record is from RefSeq and is a predicted model, not a curated record. Lineage: Eukaryota; Metazoa; Chordata; Actinopteri; Gymnotiformes; Gymnotidae.
CUCGUGCUCCCUGCAUCCUGCUCUUCCCUCAGCAUUCACUGAGCCUCUGCGAGUUUAAAGCCUGGAGAACGUGGAUGGCACUUACACAGGUAGCAAUAUCUGGAGCUGUACCCCCUACAAUUUCAACCAAAGAACAUAAUGGGCUCGAGUUCCUCAUCGUAUGCGCCUAAAACAGUCUACCUGGACGUAGAUGGGAAAGUUCAGAGGGUGAUUUUCAGUCGUCACUGCAGUCCGUGUGACAUCAGAGAGCUUCUCUGUACCUCCUCCAACAUUUCUAGAAACACAGCUAUACUUCUGGUGGACACAGAAGGAGCUCUGAUAUCCAUUGACCCCACAAUGCCUACAAACUCGCCGGGCAACUUAUAUAAGGUUGUUCCCCAUACAGGUCAAGGAGAAGAGAAAGAAGAUGUGCUCCAGAACGUUCUCUCCCAAGUGGCAGAGCAGUUCAGCAGGGCGUUCAGGAUAAAUGAGUUAAAGACGGAGGUGACCAACAGACUGGCCAUGCUAGAAAAGAGAGUCGAACUGGAAGGGCUGAAAGUAGUGGAGAUUGAGAAGUGCAAAAAUGAUCUGAAGAAACUGAGGAAUGAGGUGACCUCAAGAAGCGGAACUAGAGUGAACUGCAACUGCAAAUACAACUUCUCUGAUGAUGGAAAGAAGCUCUCCCCCCGACGCGACGUCCCGAGCUAUCCAAAAUACACGCUUUCCCAAGAGACUAUAGAGGCCCUGAAAAAGCCCACCUUUGAUGUCUGGCACUGGGAACACAAUGAGAUGCUAAGCUGUUUGGAGUACAUGUACCACGAUCUUGGCCUGGUGAAGGAGUUUAACAUGAAUCCCAUCACAGUGAAAAGAUGGCUGCUGGCAAUCCAGGAAAACUACCGCGACAACCCAUUCCACAACUUCCGGCAUUGCUUCUGUGUGAGCCAGAUGAUGUAUGGAAUGAUACAUUUAUGCAACCUCCAGGACAAGCUCAGCAGGACAGACAUGUGCAUUCUGAUGACAGCAGCAGUGUGCCACGAUCUGGACCAUCCAGGAUACAACAACACGUAUCAGAUAAACGCUCGGACGGAGUUGGCGGUGCGCUACAAUGACAUCUCACCACUGGAGAACCACCACUCUGCUGUGGCCUUCCAGAUCCUCUCCAUGCCCGAGUGCAACAUUUUCGCCAACAUCGAACCCGAAUCAUUCAAACAGAUCCGCCAGGCGAUCAUCACUCUCAUCCUGGCCACCGACAUGGCCAAACAUGGAGAGAUACUAGACUCCUUCAGACAAACAGUGGACAACUUCGACUUUACCAAAGAGGAGCAUGUCAAAUGUCUGAAGAUGGUCUUGAUCAAGUGCUGCGACAUCUCCAACGAGGUGAGGCCCACGGAGGUGGCGGAGCCGUGGGUGGACUGCCUGCUGGAGGAGUACUUCAUGCAGAGUGAUAGAGAGAAGUCAGAAGGUCUUCCUGUCGCUCCGUUCAUGGACCGGGACAAAGUGACCAAGCCAACGGCACAAAUCGGCUUCAUCAAGUUCGUUCUCAUCCCCAUGUUUGAGACAGUUAUGAAGCUCUUCCCUCAGAUUGAAGAGAUCAUGGUGCAGCCAUUACGAGACUCUCGUGACCACUACGAAGAACUGAAACACAUCGACGAUGCCAUGUCAGAGGCCCAGAAGAAGAAAAUGGAGAGCAUGUCUUUAGGAGGAAAUAAAAAAUAGACCUUCUUCUUUCAUGACACCAAAAAAAG